UGUAUUAACUUUCCAAAGGCUUAAACAAAGAAAACUCUCUUCCCAAACAUGGGAAUGUAGAAGAUUACUAUUCCCAUGCAAGGAUUACUCCAAUCCAAAGAGCCCCUGAUAGAUUUUCUUCUUUCUUCCAUUGUGGUUCACUUAACAUUGAGGCAGAGACGUGCGUGGUAGUGGACGUGCUUUUUAUUCUAUACAGGCGUGGCAUUGGAAAGAAACGAAAGCAGAAAAUAAAAUCUUUGGAAGAGAGGAAAAUGGCGACAGUGGGUGGAAUCAAUGAAGUUGAUGGAAGGCAGAACAGUCUCAAGAUCGAAACCCUUGCUCGUUUUGCUGUCGAUGAGCACAAUAAGAAACAGAAUUCGCUUCUGCAAUUGAAGAAGGUGGUGAACACGAAGCAACAGCUGGUUGCUGGUCCGCUCCAUCAUAUUACAUUGGAGGCUGUGGAUGGGGAUAAGAAGAAAGUUUACGAAGCCAAGGUAUGGGAGAAGCCAUGGAUGAAUUUUAAGGAGCUCCAGGAAUUCAAACUUAUUGGCGAUGCUCCUUCUGGAUCAUCCGCUUAAUUCUCAGCAAUAUGGUGACCGGGGAUAUGUUUUAUAUGAAUCGGUAUGCUUGGUCACAAGUCUAACCCGGGUAUAUGUUUUGUAUGGAUCGGUAUGCCUGGUCGCAAGUCUAACUUUAAGUCUAUCAUAUCAUAAGUAUGUUGCAUGCUAUCCAAUAGAAUCAAAUCGUCCUCAAAAUCUAAUAUUUAUCACUUUAUUAUGUAGAACAUGUGGAUAACUGUUCUUAAUCUACUGCUACUCUGUUAGAAACAUUGAUUAAAUAGUUACAAUCUAUGGAGGCAGACCAGACCUAUAUAAUAUCACUUUUGAAUCAAAUUUCCACA
This is a messenger RNA of Humulus lupulus (European hop), 880 nucleotides long. Its product is annotated as cysteine proteinase inhibitor-like. The record is from RefSeq and is a predicted model, not a curated record. The transcript is spliced from 3 exons. Gene Ontology annotation, molecular function: cysteine-type endopeptidase inhibitor activity. NCBI's taxonomy places the organism in Eukaryota, Viridiplantae, Streptophyta, Magnoliopsida, Rosales, Cannabaceae. Bases 252 to 557 code for a protein of 101 amino acids.